This is a messenger RNA of Psilocybe cubensis, 1014 nucleotides long. RefSeq lists its product as uncharacterized. NCBI's taxonomy places the organism in Eukaryota, Fungi, Basidiomycota, Agaricomycetes, Agaricales, Agrocybaceae. The coding region runs from base 1 to 1014 and encodes 337 amino acids. The transcript is spliced from 4 exons. The record is from RefSeq and is a predicted model, not a curated record.
AUGAGCAAUUCGCUGUGUGUUAUAUAUGAAGAUCAAGAAUCCCAUAGAUACGAAGCGACACAGAAAUGUCAAGAAUCCGACAGAUAUGAAGUUGCACAAGAGCAUCCCGUAUCUCAAUCAUCUUCAGCCGUCGUAGAAGCUCCGAUCCUAGUGGGAAAUGACCUCAGUGAGCCAAGAUUACUUGGGUAUCUACAUAUUCUCACUGUGUCGGACCCUUUCAUCUUUGCUCAAGUCAGUGACCCCUUGUCAGGGUCAUUGAAGGGAGAAUUAUUACCAUCGCGCUUCAUUGACUUUCUCAACACGCAAUGGACCCCAUUGGCGGACUUUGUGCAAACCAAUAUAGACUUGAUUUCGACGAAGUAUCCAUUGUACAGCCCUAUGGAAAUCAAGUCUAUCUCAAGCUACCUAAAGACCAUAUUGUCAACUCCGAAAACAGUUGAUUUAGAAAUAUCCGAGUCCAAACAUGACACAGCAUUCAACUUCAAGUACUCUCAACUUACCCCAACCCGAAAAUGGAAAGAAGAGCACAAGGAUCUUAAUCUUUUUCUCUGUUAUGGGAAGAUUCAAAGUGUGUGCAUGAUAUUCGAGAGUCACUAUACUCUAGACGGUGGAGAAGAACUUUGCAUCGCAGACUAUUUGCGGUCUUUAAUCACCAAUUUAAAUAUCGACCUCCAAGAGUGUGGAGCAUUUUUGGGUAAUUAUUAUGAUCAACACAUGACACGAUUCCUUCCGCAAGCCACUGGAUACGAAUCUCAGCUAUGUAGCUGGGCGGUGCGAUUGGAACACCACAGAAUUCGAAUUCAAACCACACUUGCCCUUUACUCGUUCUUAUAUCUGGGAUCUUCUGGAAAUAUUUUCAUCGAUGGGAAUAUCACUUUGGCAUUCGGCAUUUUUCCAGAAUUGGAUCCAUUUUGCAAGGGUUUGACCAAACAUGAUAAAUAUGCCUUCGACUCCCGCAUAUUUAAAAUCAAAUCAGCUGCAGAGCUUGAUAAAAAAUACUGCACAAGAUCGUAA